UGGAAAGUGCUGAAGAGGAAACGGAAGUUGCUGCCUUCCCCCUCCCCGCUCUCUCUCCAUCCCUGCUUCCGCCGCUUCCCUCUCGUUGGAGACAAAGGAGCGAGGCCCGAGGCCCGUGUUGGAGCCGAUCUAAUGUCAGCUGGUUGAACACCUUUCUACCAAAAUGUCAAAAAGGCCAUCCUAUGCCCCACCACCCACCCCAGCCCCCACAACCCAAAUGCCCAGCACACCGGGGUUUGUGGGAUACAAUCCAUACAGCCAUCUGGCCUACAACAACUACAGGCUGGGAGGGAACCCGGGCACCAACAGCCGGGCCACGGCAUCAUCGGGUAUCACAAUCCCCAAACCCCCUAAGCCUCCAGAUAAGCCACUCAUGCCCUACAUGAGAUACAGCAGGAAGGUCUGGGACCAAGUGAAGGCGUCCAAUCCUGACUUGAAGUUAUGGGAAAUUGGGAAGAUCAUUGGAGGGAUGUGGCGAGACCUCACUGAUGAAGAGAAGCAAGAGUACUUAAAUGAAUAUGAAGCAGAAAAGAUAGAGUACAACGAGUCAAUGAAGGCCUACCAUAACUCACCCGCUUACCUUGCCUACAUCAACGCGAAAAGCCGCGCCGAAGCCGCCCUGGAGGAGGGCCGGCAAAGGCAGUCCCGGAUGGAGAAGGGCGAACCUUACAUGAGCAUCCAGCCCGAAGACCCAGAUGAUUAUGACGACGGGUUUUCUAUGAAGCACACUGCCACAGCCCGUUUCCAGAGAAAUCACCGCUUAAUUAGUGAGACUAGUGAAAGCGUCGUCCCCGAUGUCAGAUCCGUGGUCACUACGGCAAGGAUGCAGGUUCUCAAACGCCAAGUCCAGUCCUUAAUGGUUCACCAGCGGAAACUAGAAGCUGAGCUCCUGCAGAUAGAAGAACGUCACCAGGACAAGAAAAGGAAGUUCCUGGAGAGUACAGAAUCCUUUAACAAUGAGCUGAAGAGGCUGUGCAGCCUGAAGGUGGAGGUGGACAUGGAGAAGAUAGCGGCCGAAAUCGCUCAGGCCGAGGAGCAGGCCCGCAAGCGGCAGGAGGAGAGGGAGAAGGAGGCCGCGGAGCAAGCCGAGCGCAAUCAGAACAGUACAAGCGCCGAGGAGGAGCAAGCAGCCAGCAAGGCAGAGGAGAAGAAAGAAGAGGGGAGCACCCCGAUGGAAGCAGAGGAGCCUCCUGCGGAAGAAACCAUUGAGAGCCAGCAAAACGGUGAAGGGACAUCCACUCCGGAAGACAAGGAGAGCGGCCAGGAAGGAGUCGAAAGCAUGGCGGAGGAAGGAACGAGCGACAGCAACGGCUCCGAAAGCAACAGCGCCAUGGUCGAGGAACCCCCAGCUGACCCGGUGGUUCCGGAAGACAGUGAAAAGAAAGAAUAAAUACGUAGCUACUUUUCAUGCAUCUCCCUUUUU
Lacerta agilis (Sand lizard) is the source of this 1423-nucleotide messenger RNA. RefSeq names its product SWI/SNF related, matrix associated, actin dependent regulator of chromatin, subfamily e, member 1 (gene SMARCE1). The record is from RefSeq and is a predicted model, not a curated record. Gene Ontology annotation, biological process: negative regulation of DNA-templated transcription. Gene Ontology annotation, cellular component: SWI/SNF complex. Gene Ontology annotation, molecular function: nucleosomal DNA binding; nuclear receptor binding. Lineage: Eukaryota; Metazoa; Chordata; Lepidosauria; Squamata; Lacertidae.